AUCAUCUCUCCUCCCAAUCUGACGUCUCAACUCUGAACCCACGCACACAAACCUGAAACCCUCUCCCCCUCCUCGCUCCCACAGUGGUCAAAUGCCUCCCGCCGCCGCCGCCGUCGUGAGGCGGGCCCACUUCGCCGGUUCUUGCCCGUCGCCCGGCCGGCGCCUCGGCAGGAGGGUGGAUCGCGUCUCGCUGGCUCUCCCCGCGGCCUCACCGCCGCGCGUUUCAUGGGAGCAGGGAUCCGGGGCGCCCAUCAGGGAACGGGUCUGCGCCAAGGCCGGCGGCUCGUUCGAGCAAGAUCGCAUUGGGGCGGACGCCGCGUCGCCUUCUCCUUCUCCUCAGGGUGUGGAGGAGGGCAGCGUUGAUUUCCUCAAGAUUCUCAAGAGUGCCAACUCCCUUAUUCCCCAUGUGGUGCUGGGGAGCACCGUUCUUGCCCUGCUGUACCCACCUUCGUUUACAUGGUUCACAACCAGAUACUAUGCACCGGCAUUGGGGUUCUUGAUGUUUGCUGUGGGUGUCAAUUCAAGCGUUAAGGACUUCAUUGAGGCAAUAAAAAGGCCAGAUGCCAUCGCUGCUGGCUAUAUUGGACAGUUUAUUGCCAAGCCUUUCUUUGGAUUCCUCUUUGGCACUCUUGCAGUUACGACUUUCAACCUUCCUACUCCUGUAGGUGCUGGUAUCAUGUUGGUUUCAUGUGUGAGCGGAGCACAACUGUCAAACUAUGCAACUUUCCUGACAGAUCCACAUAUGGCUCCCCUCAGCAUUGUUAUGACAUCGCUGUCGACAGCUACUGCAGUUUUUGUUACCCCAACUUUAUCUUACUUGCUUAUCGGCAAGAAAUUACCUGUUGACGUUGUAGGAAUGAUGUCCAGCAUUGUCCAAAUAGUGGUUGCUCCAAUUGCAGCUGGAUUGCUUCUUAAUAGAUUUCUCCCAAGACUCUGUUCGGCUAUUCAGCCGUUUCUCCCUCCACUAUCGGUGUUUGUGACUGCUUUAUGCGUUGGCUCACCAUUGGCUAUAAAUAUCAAGGCUGUUUUGUCGCCAUAUGGACUAUCCAUUGUGUUUCUGCUUUUUGCAUUCCAUACAACAUCUUUUGUAGCUGGAUAUCAUCUUGCUGGUACUUGGUUCCGCAAGUCAUCUGAUGUCAAGGCCCUACAGAGAACGAUAUCUUUUGAGACAGGGAUGCAAAGCAGUCUUCUUGCUCUUGCUUUAGCAAACAGGUUCUUCCCAGACCCUCUUGUGGGAGUGCCUCCAGCAGUAUCAGUUGUGCUGAUGUCCCUAAUGGGGUUUGGUCUUGUCAUGCUAUGGUCCAAGAAAACACAAGUAAUGGCGUCCCUCCGGCUCGUGGCAGCGCUGGCGCCCCCACCCCCGCCCUCGUCUCGGCGGGAGCCGCGGAAGCCUCCGCCGGCGGCGGCCCACCUGGCGAGGGGCGUCGCCCUCGCGGCGGCGGCCGCCACGGUGGCCGCGGCCGCGGCGUCGCCGCCGGCGCUCGCCGCGCUGGCCGAGCCGGCGAACGCGCUGUCGCUGCCCACCUGGGCCGUCCACGUCUCCAGCGUCGCCGAGUGGGUGACGGCGAUGGCGCUGGUGUGGGACUACGGGGAGCGCACGGGGCUCAAGGGCUGGAAGGGCCUCUCAUGGGGGAUGGUUCCUCUUCUCGGCGGAGCGAUGUGCGCGUGCACCUGGCAUUUCUUCUACAACUCGGAGUCUCUCGAGGUGCUUGUGGCGAUUCAAGGCGCUCUAACGGUGAUCGGUAACAUAACGAUGUGCAUAGCUGCGUACCGCAUCUACAAAGGGUCGCAAGAAAGCACAAACAGCAACAGUCCAUAGCCUAUGUAUGCCACACUCUUUCUCGAACAUCCGUCUGUCGGGUCAAGGCUUCAGCUUAUUUUUCCUUGUUUCUAAGAGGUGGAACCUUCUUGACUGACAGAGUUUUUCUUCUGUAGAUUUGAAUACCGUUCUUAAUUUGUAAUUCUGUUACACCUGAUUCGAAAAAAACAUAAAUGAUGGAUGCAAACAAGGUAGACGAAGAAA
Molecule: messenger RNA, 2023 nt
Organism: Hordeum vulgare subsp. vulgare (domesticated barley)
Lineage: Eukaryota; Viridiplantae; Streptophyta; Magnoliopsida; Poales; Poaceae
Product: probable sodium/metabolite cotransporter BASS5, chloroplastic
Exons: 12
Coding region: 92-1819 (575 amino acids)
Cellular component (GO): membrane
Source: RefSeq, a predicted model, not a curated record